AUGUUAUGGGGCCUUUUCUUCAUUCUAACUUUACAAGAUGAUUUGACUAAAUUCGCAUGGGUUGUCCCCAUGGUAAAUCAUGAAGACACUGUAGCACAUCAUUUUGUAACUCAAUUUGUGUGUUUACAUUGUCUCUUCCAAGGUCUUGUAACCAAUUAUGUUACUGAAUUUCUUAGUAACAUAUUCAAAGAUGUGUGUAAUCUGCUGAAAACUCGUCAGAUGUCAACCACACCCUAUCACCCACAGAGUAACGGUAGCCUUGAAAGGAGCCACCGUACUCUAUCAGUGUAUUUAAGGAACUUCAUUGAAAAAUAUCCACAAAAUUGGGAUACUCUGUUACCAUACCCAAUGUUUUGCCAUAAUUCCACAAUUCAUUCAGCUACAAAGUUUCAGUAAUACCACUUAGUCUAUGAACACCCAGUUGCCAUUCCCACUUAUUUGACAAAUGACCCAGAACCUCAAUAUAAUUAUAAUGAUUAUCAGUAUGAUAUAAAGAAACAGAUGCAAGAAUCUCAGGAAUUAGCAAGAAAAAAUUUGUUAGCAUAGAAGAUAAAGUUUUGAUGUUAGACAAGACAUCUAAGAACAAAUUAGCACAGAAAUGGUUUGGGCCAUUCAAAAUUGUAGACAUAUAUCCUAUACGGAAAAACUUUUUUGUAAAGAAAGGAGGGAAAAGACAGACUACUCAUCAAAACCUAUUAAAACCAUUUUUACAACAACCAUAGCGAAUCUAUAUUUCAGAAGAACCUUUUGCCAGUGUUGAUAACCAUACAGAGCAUUGGAGUACAGAUCUUUAAAAUUGAGAAUUUUAGCAGUCAUUAAGGACUGUACUAUCAGAAUAAAGGCCAGGUCAGAUUAUCCAACAUUAAUUGGAAUUUGGUAGCAUAUUUAGACCUUCAAAUACAAACCAUGGAACAUAAAUAGCUUAUGGAUCAAUACCACGCGACAUUACAAAUUCGCAAUAAUACAGACCACUCAUUAGAACUUUCGAGCGUGUGUAAGAUAUUUAUACCACAGUUCAAUCGGGUAACCUUACCUUACCUUUUCGAAAUCGAGUCCAAUUAUCGCAGUUUAAUGUCAGCAAUUAGCUAUUAGCCAAAUGAUCGGAAGCAACGUGGGCUGUCACAUGCUACCAAACGUAUGACCAACAUUUUGUACGGAUCAUGCUCAAAACUCGACGUCAGUUUCAUAGUGGACAAAAUCAUAGAGCUAGGACAAAGAAAACUAGAAGGUUUAAAUUUAGUGUCAGAACAUACGAGAAUCACAAAAGUGCAGUUCACAGAGAGAAAUUUUGCCGUAAAAUAAAUAGCUGAACGUCAAAACAAACUUAAGGAAAACCUCAAAUAUCUCCAAUACCAAAUAGCUGGAGAGGCCCAGAACAUCGACAAAGUGACAUUUAGGACGAAAUUAAAGGAUUUUUGUUUGAAAUGUUGCUCAACAAAUACGCAUUCGAAACUCAGAACCUGAUGUGAAUCUAUUGUGAAUGCAGCGUUAGACGGUAAAAUCCACACUAGCGUACUCUUGACAGAAAAUUUGAUAUCAGAAUUAAGGGAAAUCAAAAUUACUAUACCAAUAAAAUACAUUUUACCAAAAGAAAUUAACACAGAAUCUCUAGCAGUGUUUCUCAGAAUCUCGGAAAUAUCUAUUUUCAAAUCUGACAAUCAUUUAGUUUUCGUAAUUAGUAUUCCUUUAGUCACUAGUGAGGAAUACACUGUUUAUCACCCAAUUCCAAUACCGAUCAAGUAUGGUGUGAACGCAUUCGUACUGAUAUCGCCAGAAAUGGAACACUUAGCUGUAAUCUGAAAUAGAGAAAUUACGAAAGAUCAAUGCGAGGUAUGCACCGCCAUGAAGCAAGGCAGGCUUUGUAAAGAGAACCAUACUAUUUAUCAUCAAAUAGGAUCCAAUGUGUAUCGAUUACCACAAAUUAGUGACUGUAUUCAACCCUGGUUGAUGCAGGAAAUGUAAUCUGUUCAAAUCUUUCAGAAAAUUUGAGGUUUGAAGUAUCAGGGACCUGUAGGUUAACAAUACCUUCAACAUGUGAAAUUCAUGUUGAUAACAUUAUCUUCACCGCGAUACACAGAAAUGUACAGAACAUUCAGUUAGAUCUAAUACCGGAGGAUUUAAAAAACGAAACAUCCAAGUGGUUAACAGAAACUUUUAGAAACGUCAUUUUCCAAAACCUCACUUACCUGAAAUCCAUUAAGAAUCUUAACGAUUUAGUAUUCAGUGCUGUCCCAGUAGAUAGUGUCUCGUCCGUAAAGAACGUAAAUCAAGACGAUUUUAUAAUUUGCAUUGUUUUAAUUACAUUGGUAAUGUCAUUCAGAUUAACUAUAACCAUAUUAUUAUGACUUCUAAUAAUAUAUGUAAUAUUGUAAUUUGUGAAAUGUUUGAUUAACAUUGUAAUUUGUGUUCAAAGUUUUAUAAUUACUAUUUUUUUAUAUGUAUUCAAAUUUUUAGUUUUUUUUAUUCUAAAUGAAACACGGUGAUCAUAUAAACCCCUUAUCUCAUUUAGUGUGGGGGGUGUUAUGAACCCCGGUAUUUCAGUUAUGUUUAAGGACCAAUGGUUAGUAUUAAGAAUAUUGUGUAAAUGGUAGUUUAUAUAUAUAUUGUAUUAGUAAAAAAGAAUGUGCUGAGUUAAUCCUUUUUACCUAUCCGGCGGUUCGUACGACGUCAAGAAACUACGCACAACGGCAUUCGGGAUAUAGCAGAGCAUUCGGCCGAACCUCCGUAAAUCUAUUUUUUUUCUAUUUGUAAUAACGGUUGAUUUCUCUGAUUUAAAAUAUAGUAGUAAUAUUAUUCAAUAAUUCGUGAGUAUUCAUUUAAUUUAUUUAUUUGUUGUCGACUGUCAAAUCAGUCCAUAACAUGACUUAAAUAUAAUACUUUAAAUUAAUGUAUAUUUACUUUACAGACAAAUAUUAAUUAUUAUACAAUAAUUAAAAAUACUCUAUGCAUGAUUAAACUGCUACGAAAUUGCCCCAUUUGUAGUGAAGUAAUCAAAAAAAUCUUCUCUUAUUUUUUUAGCUAAUUAUUUAGAUCUGCGUGGAACAUUUUUAACGGGAUGUAAAGAGAUGUAGUAGAGGUUUUCUUAACACUGAAAAUAUGGCGGACAUUAUCCCAAAUAGGUUUUCCACUACUUUAAGCCUCUUCCCUUAAGAAUAUAAAAGAUAUAUUUUUGUUUUUCCUGGCAGGUUGGAAUGUGCAGCUAAAUUCUAGUUAUUUUUUUUUUGUUUUUUGAAUAAAUCACUAUUAUGCAAAAUUAAAGUACAAUGUAUUUUCCAUCCAUAGCAGUGUUAUGGACUCUGUCCUUCACGUGUUUCAAUUUAUUAAUUAUAAAUUAAUAAUUCCACGCGAAAAGAUAUGAAAUCGGUCGUCGCAUUAAGUGUAUGCACGUCAGGGCCAUUAAUACGGGUGUGGUAAACCGACGACCGUAAAUCAUAUAACAACGGAUGAUACGUGUUUAUGGGCCAAAGGGAAAACGUGUCCGGGUACGGAUGACGUGCCACCAGUAGACAAUGGUGGCAGCAUUUACCAUCACCUAGGCCCCGAUCGAGGCGACAAACAUAUAUAAGGAGACCGGGAUGAUCAACGUUUAUUGUUCUAUAGUAAAAAUAACCGGAUCGAGUGAUCUGACACCAAGGGUGAGAGUUGAGAAAAGGAAAAGAAACAAUAAAAUAAAAAUACGCAAUACGUUUGCGGUUGUGAUGAUACCUGUAGUUUAUCACGUGUACGGGAUCGCUCGAGACUCGCGUCGUAUAACGAUGAAAAACGCACACUGACUUACCGCCGACCUAUGCUGCCACUACGUGACCAGUUGCGCUACCCUUUUACCUGGAGACGUAAGCGUCGGGAUGCUGGGCAUAACAAACGCGUUACUACAAUACCCGACUUGGUGGCUAAUAAGAAAACUAACCGCGGGCUGCGGCAGCGCUCGUAAUAUGUACUUGCGGCUGUCGUACCCGUGUCAUGCUCCCCCUCCAAGCUACCAGUCGGGUAAUAUCUACUGAAAUGCCCAUCAGCGAGUCCGUAGGGCCACUGGCGGCUGGCUCGUGCACACCUUCAGACUAAGGGUGUGUUUGUUUUGUUCCGGGUUACCUACUGAUGUAGAGGUGACAACUACGGGAAGUCGAAAGUUCCUAGGGGCUCUCUGAUCACCCCCAGCACACGAUCAAGCCCCGAUGGCGCAAAAAUCACGUCGUCAUUCAUGUCCGGUGGGGACUGAGUACGCGUGCUCGUUUCCAUCACAAUGACGAACGGCUCUAGAGGAGCUCGACUCUCAGCGUCUUGUACGAGUUGGGCUGAUGCCCCUCGCUCAGACUCUGGUAGGUCUACCAUCAUAUUCUCAGCUUUGUGGCCAAUCAGUAGGCAGGUCAAACUGAUUGUCCGCAGUACUGUUAACUUUCGACGGCCGCCCUUGCUGCCACCUUUGCCUUGAGCUUGGUGAAUUUGACCUUUGUCUUUGCCCGCUGUCACCGUACUGCCUCCUCUUCUGCGUGUAACAGCUUGUUCGGCUCCUAACGGCUGACAACAACUGGAAGUUGCCUGUUCCUAAUUGAAAACAAUUUGGAAGGCAGUUUGGAGUCCCACGAACUAUGUUUACCAUCCACUAGCUUAACUCUCAGUCUUUUUUUUAGUUCUUGGUUCCAGCGCUCGAUUAGAUUCACCCGAGGAUAAUAAACCGAGGUCUUUCACCCUUUAAUUCCCCAACGGUUAAACAUUUGAACAUUUUAAAUAACAAAAUUCUAAAACAAAAAAAAAAACGCGAAAAGUUACAAAAUUGAAUUAAUAAAUAUAAUAGUGAUCAAACUUCAAUUAAUGACUAUGUAUCAACAAUAUGUUAUUAUUUGCCCUAAAUCCUUAUAUUGUAUACUUUUUACUAUUAUAUAUUUUUUUUAAUUUUAAAUUUUGUUUUAUUAAUUAUUCAUAUUAUAUGGCUGUAACGAAUUAAAUAUAAAUUAAAGAUUGUUAUUUGAAAUAAUUAAUUUUGUAAUAUUGUUUAGUUCUGCAAAAAUAUAGCUAUUCAUUUUUAAAAUUUUACCUGGGAACAGUUUACAUGUCACCUUUGUAUACUUCAUAAAAACUCGGGCGCAGUUAACAUAUCAUCUUUUUACACUUGAUAAGAACUCGGGCGCAGUUUACAUGUGUGAUUUUAUGUUUACCUGUACCUUGAGCACAGUUUACAAUCGCCACUUUGGAAACACCGCCCUCCCAUCAGUUUGAUUACCUGAUGGGUUCGCGGUCGAAAGUAACGACCCGAAGAAGCUGAUGAGUUCUUUCAUUAAUUAAUAUUUGAUAUCUUUAUUUUAUUCCUAUAAUAUUUUAAGUGUAUUUUUUAUGUUUUAUUAUAAGACUUAAUUAAAAAUCAAGGCUGAAAUAUUCUGUUAUUCUAUAUAUUAGAUUCUGAGUGGAUCAAAGAAACUUAUGAUUUUACAAAGAUGUUUAUAUUUUUUUCUGUGCAUAACCUAACUACCAGAGAAUUUGCUCUAAAUUUUACGUGUAGCAUCUUUUCUGAAAAAUAAUUGGCGUGAGAAAGUACUUUAAAGAGGUCAUAUUUCGAUUUUCCUAAGAGUUUUCCCAGCAAAUAUGAAAAAUCGGGAUACAACUUGGGAAAAUCGGCGCAACAUUAAAAAUAACUUUGACUAAAGAAAAUUAUAUAAAGCUUAUUUAAUUAUUUAACUAUAAAAUGACAUAUAUAUAUAUUGAUGAUAAAGUAUCACUAUCAACUGAACUCCGCUCAGAAUCGUUUUUUUCGUAAAAAAUGGUUUAUUGUUUCUAUUAGGUAUACAUUAAAUUAUUUAUAACAGUGGCUGCACCCGUCUCCAUGAUCCUAGGAUGUCUUUUUUUAAAUUUUAUAAUACCAUUGUAAGUGUCAUUUAUUUUAUACAUUUUAUUAAUUAGAGUUGUUAAUAUUUAUAUUUUUUGUUUUAUCUUUGUAAUAAAUAAAAUAUUAUUUUAUGAUGUUUUUAUCUUAAUAUUUAGUCCUUCAAUACGUACUUUGCAAAUUUCCAGGAUAAUUAGCGAUAUGAUUUAUUUGGACAUUUAAAGAAGGUAUUCCAAACUUGCGUACAAUCAUCUGUUGCAAGAAAGCGUAAUUUGACAGCUAAUCUUCCUUUAACCGGAAUCGCUCUACAAAAACAUUAUUUUUUAUUUAUGGUCACCCCAAAUUUAUAAAAAACUUAGUCUCCUAAUAAAAACGUUAAAGUUUUUAAAACCUUUUUAAAAAAGUUGUUAUUAAGUGAAGUUAAUGUUAGUUAAAUGUUCAAAUAAUAUUUUAAAAACGUUAAUGGCUACUUUUCUUUAAUAAUAAAACGUGUAUUAAUAUAUUUAAAACAAUAAUUAACAUUUUUAUAUAAUUAGUAUUAGUUUUCCAUACAGUUUUAUUAAUUAAUUUAUAUUGUUUCAAAUAUAUCUAAAGUAAUGCAAUUUCUUUCUGCUAAAUAUAAUUCAGUACUUUUAUCAUAUUUAUUUAUUUUAUUAUCUUAAAAUAAUAGGUACCUAUUUUGCAAAGUAUACUGGUAGUUUUAAUAAUACAUAUGUACCUGUAUAUAUAUAUUUACUUAAUUUUAGACCUCUUUAGGUGACAUUUAAUAUUGAUUGUUCCUAUAGCAACCACAAAUGUUUACUCUAUAUAAUAAAUUAAUAUAUAUCAAUAAAAUAGUAUGCAAAUUAAAACGUACUUAUUUCAUAUUGCUUUUCCUCGCAUUAUACACCACCUUAUAAAAAUAAUUAAUAUAUAAAUACAUUAGACUUUCUACAAUGUGGUCGGCAGUCAUAAUUUUGGCAGCAUUAUGCUUGGCCGUCGGAUGGCUGAUGGUGAAAAAGGACCGGUUGACCAAAGGCCUUACUGAGCCUACCAUCCGAAAAGUGGACUUUAACAAUUUAUCACUUUUGCAAAGGAUCAACAUUCUUACGAACAAGACGGCGGAACUCCAAAAAAGCGAUCUAAGCCCAUGCAAGGAUAAAUUAAAACUACUAAUGAACCGCAUGAAAAAAUUCGAAGUAAAUUGCCACAGCAGACCCGAUCUAUGUAUGAAAGACUAUAGGAUGCAGUGUAUGAAAACAAUUUUGUGGUACGACGAAACGGACGAGUAUAAAAAAAGGUACAUUUAAAUUUGGGUCUUGCUUACAAUAUCGAUUAUGUUUAUGUUAGCUUAUACACCUGUUAUUUUGUACACUCUCAUCGAAACCAGGAUAAUCUAGUAGUUUAUGGUUAUUUUUUUUUUUUUGUACUAUAUAGAUGUCCUCUACCAGAGUUUAAGCGAGCUUUAACAACCCAAAUUAUAAAAGACUUGAAGGAGACUGCCGUACUACAUUCGAAACCCAUUGAUCUGAGUAAGGACGUACCGAACGAACUGUUGCGGAAACCCGCAGCCACCGGAGAUGACUUGCCGCCUUUCUAUCCGUCAGUAGUCUGGGACGCUAUUUGGACGCUGACAAGUUGGUUGGACGAUGUAUGUGAUCUAUUAGCCUGGACUUCGGCUUAUAUACCGUCAGUGAAUUACGACCGUCUCAAAUCGGCCUUCAAGUUCGCCUGGCGUGUCAUCGUGGUUACUGCUUUGAUCGAUUUUGACACCGAUACCACAACAAUCAUAAUCGACUUCAUGGUACCGAUGUAUGAUGCAGAAGGACUACCAGACGCCGUGGCCACCGGACAUCCAAGGAGGUUAAUGUUUCUUUGCUGUACUCCAGUUCAAUACGCCAAGUUGGCAAAUAGUCAUACGAAUGUUCUGGUCCGAAACAAUGUUCCUUAA
Molecule: messenger RNA, 7745 nt
Organism: Cinara cedri
Lineage: Eukaryota; Metazoa; Arthropoda; Insecta; Hemiptera; Aphididae
Source: the annotation of a GenBank genome assembly